This is a messenger RNA of Myripristis murdjan (pinecone soldierfish), 2413 nucleotides long. It is a transcript of the gene cog8, whose product is annotated as component of oligomeric golgi complex 8. The transcript is spliced from 5 exons. Bases 231 to 2102 code for a protein of 623 amino acids. Gene Ontology annotation, cellular component: COG complex. The record is from RefSeq and is a predicted model, not a curated record. Gene Ontology annotation, biological process: intra-Golgi vesicle-mediated transport. NCBI's taxonomy places the organism in Eukaryota, Metazoa, Chordata, Actinopteri, Holocentriformes, Holocentridae.
CGAAUAAGCAGACCGGAAGCGGAAGAGAGCCCUGUGUGAUUUGUAUACAUACCCAUAGUACAUACCUAGUUGGUGCUGCUGUUAAUUCUGCAUAAGACUAGAAUUAAAAAAAAAAAUAUAUAUAUAUAUCCAAUCAGUUGCUACGUUAGAAAUAAACUGUAUGACUUUGAUGUGCGUCCCGGGUAACUGACUAAGUUUCUGCUGGUGGACUGACUCGAGAGCUCGCCAACAUGGCAGCUGUAGACGUGGAGGACGAGAGUAUUUUGGCUUCAAUAUUCAAAGACAGCUUUCCGGACAGCUGGAGGGACAACCCGGACUUUGCAGCCUACCUGUCCGAGCUCAGCUCGUACGGAGUGGAGAAGCUGAACCGAGAGCCGGAGCGGCUGGCGGAGGAGCGGGCUCAGAUCCUGCAGCAGACCCGGGAGCUGGCCUUCUCCAACUACAAGACGUUCAUCCGCACCGCCGACUGCACCGAGGACAUCUACCGGGACUUCGGCCGCGUGGAGAGCAGCGUCUCCAGACUGCUGGACAAGCUACCUCGCUUUGGUGAAAAAUGCAGGGGCUUUAUGAAGGAGGCAGAGGAGAUCGGGGCCAGUCGUCGCAUGAACAGUCUCACACUGAAUCGUCACACUGAAAUCCUGGAGAUUUUGGAGAUCCCUCAGCUUAUGGACACCUGCGUCCGCAAUGGCUACUAUGAAGAGGCUCUGGAGCUGGCAGCUUAUGUCAAGAGACUGGAGAAGAAGCACUCGUCACUCCCAGUAAUCCAGGGCAUUGUCCAUGAAGUACUCCAGUCAACUCAACUCAUGCUCAGCCAGCUGUUGCAGCAGCUGCGCAGCAACUCCCAGCUUCCCGUUUGCCUUCGUGUGAUUGGCUACCUCCGCCGAAUGGACGUGUUCAUGGAAGCGGAGUUGCGGGUUAAAUUUCUGCAGGCACGUGGCACCUGGCUAAACUCCAUCCUAGCUGCCAUCCCUGAUGAUGACCCCUACUUCCACAUCACAAAAACCAUUGAGGCCUGUCGCAUCCACCUCUUCGACAUUAUCACCCAGUACCGGGCCAUCUUCUCUGAUGAGGACCCACUGGUGCCCCCUGGAGGACAAGCUAUUAAUGAAGGCGCCAUCUUCCAUGGCUGGGUGGUGCAAAAGGUGGCCGAGUUUUUGGAGACUUUGGAAAGAGAUCUGCAGCGUGGGGUCGGGGGGCGCCUUGACUCCCUGCUUGGACAGUGUAUGUACUUCGGGCUGUCUUUCAGCAGAGUGGGGGCAGACUUUCGCGGGCAGCUAGCACCCAUGUUCCAGAGGGUGGCAGCAGACACUUUCCACAAAGCUGUUCAGGAAGCAGUGGACAAGUUCCAGGAGGACAUGAACUUGUACACACUCAUCUCUCUGCCCUCGGUGCUGGGAGGAACCAUCCCGGCUGUGGCACCCAGCACUCAGCCCGGCACUUUGCAGCCUCCAAUGUCUCUUCUCGACUUCCAGCCCCUGGCUUGCUUCCUCAAUAACAUUCUGACUGCCUUCAAUGACCUCCGACUGUGUUGCCCCAUUGGACUGACCCAGGAGGUCACCAAAUACCUGGAAGAUGCCCUCAUGAUGGUCACUAAGCUGAUCCUGGUUUUCCACCGGGCGGAGGAGUCCGCCUUCAGCAGCCGAGAGAAGGAACUCUUUGUCCAGUUCUGCUGUGCUUUCGCAGAAGAUCUGGUGCCGUUUCUUAAUCGGUGUUUGCAGGUCUUGUUCCCUCCAACCCAGCUGGCUCUCAUUCUUGGUGUUCCUCCAACACAAGUCCACAAGUAUGGCAGCUUGGGUUGCAUUGAUGUCAAUGCAGUUCUUGAGCCUUUGGAGUUUGUGCUUCCUAAGAAAGAGACUGAGACCGUGGCGCCAGUGGUUGAUCUCAGUGCCGAGCUCAGCAGCUUAACCACAGCCGAGCCUGUCAUCACUGACAUCCUCGGGCCGAUGCCUGAGCCACAGACUAACGAACCAGUAACAGAACCUAACCUCACUGAAGAGCCCAAACAUCCUGAGCCUGUCCCCGAGGUGGACGUUCUGCUGAACGAGCCCAAAUCUGGCCUACAAGACCAAACAACAAUACCGAACGAUGAAGUAAUGGAGUAAUGCCGGUGCUUUUUUGGUGGCCUUACUGACUGUUAGGAUUUAUGACAGCAAGGAUUGUACUCUGCUUAUCAGGCUGUUUACAUUAGGAAAUGUUAAAAAAAAAAAAAAAAAUCAGUUAUACCUAUGGCGGUGGUUAGUUGGAAUUUUGGUUGUAAUUGCAAUAGUCACUGCAAGUGUAUAUGGUCCAUACAGGGAGGCACUGGUUUAAUAUUCUCUUCUACAUGUGGUUUAGGUAUUAUUUGAAAAUCAUAUUGUAAAAAAAAAAAAAUGAAAUGUGACAUGUACAUUUAAAUCUUAUAUUUAAUGUAAAA